Messenger RNA from Cercocebus atys (sooty mangabey), 858 nucleotides. RefSeq names its product ATP-dependent 6-phosphofructokinase, platelet type-like. Lineage: Eukaryota; Metazoa; Chordata; Mammalia; Primates; Cercopithecidae. Gene Ontology annotation, biological process: canonical glycolysis; fructose 1,6-bisphosphate metabolic process; fructose 6-phosphate metabolic process. The coding region runs from base 1 to 435 and encodes 144 amino acids. The record is from RefSeq and is a predicted model, not a curated record. Gene Ontology annotation, molecular function: AMP binding; ATP binding; identical protein binding. Gene Ontology annotation, cellular component: 6-phosphofructokinase complex; membrane. The transcript is spliced from 5 exons.
AUGAGGGCUGCUCACCGUGCCCUGCGCUCAGCAUUCAUCGCUGCAGACAUGCUCUCCCUGCCUGGGGGAGGCUCCCCGAGACCUGAGCCCCUGACGGAGAAAAUAAAGACCACCAUCCAGAGGAGCCUUGUGCUCAGAAACUUUGGAACCAAAAUCUCUGCCAGAGCUACAGAGUGGAUCACUGCGAAACUCAAGGAGGCCCAGGGCAGAGGAAAAACAUUGACCACUGAUGAUUCCGUUUGUGUGCUGGGAAUCAGCAAAAGAAACGUUAUUUUUCAACCUGUGGCAGAGCUGAAGAACCAAAUGGAUUUUGAGCACAGAAUUCCUAAAGAACGGUGGUGGCUCAAGCUGCGGCCCCUCAUGAAGAUCCUGGCCAAAUACAAGGCCAGCUACAAUGUGUCAGACUCAGGCCGGCUAGAGCACAUGCAGCCCUAGAACCUCUGACCCAGUCCCACCUGCACGUGCCUGCAACCUGGACUCACCGUGGACCAUCCAUUUUUGUAACACUUAAGUUAUUGAUCAGCACUUUAUGCAGGUAUUAUUGACAUUAAAACCUAAUCAGUGAGCACCUGUCACCGCCCGUGUGCCCCACCAGCUCCAGUGCGUGCUGUCUGGACUGUGUCUCAUGCUUUCAGAUGUGCGUAUUAAACAUUUGCCUACAACUCCAGUAGGGUGGCUACUAAAGGUUUUCUCCGCAGUUUUGUGGGCAAAGAUUAUCAAAAUAAUUUUAUAGGGAUCACUGAACUAUGUGCAAGUCAUAAAAGGAGAACAAAGCCAGUAGUUUACACAGGCCAAGGGGCAUGCCAUGUUUACUUACCGUUACAUAUUUGCCAUGUGUCAGUUUCCAUCCACAGCAGC